CACUUCCUGAUUUCACUUUCUGGAAGCUCGCGCUACCCGGAAAUAAACUUUCAUGUAGAGAGUAAACACAAACACAGGUUUCAUACAAAAACGCACACUUACACACACACACACACUCUUAAACACAAACACACACACACGCGCGCGCGCGCGCUUUUCAGCUUCGGUGAAUACAGGAGUAUGAUUUUGGUUCCUCUUCUAGCCCUCAGCAGCUGAAUGAGUCAGUGUGACGAAGAGAGAGCAAGACGAAAGCAGGACACUGACUGUGAAACACAGCGAGGGUGAGAUGGAGGAAGCGUACACGGCUUUGUAUCAGGAGUUCCUCCGUCUGCAGUUACUGUGUCUAAAACAGGCUGAAAUGUUACAACAUCUCACCGAGGCACUGAGGAGACAACAAGGUGCGGCUCCUGUCUUUAACGGGAAUUUUGAAGACCUGUACUCUGAGCCGGUUCAGUGCAGGCGUGAUGGACUGGAGCUGUUCAAUCACGCAGACUACCGAGCACAAGCAGCUCACUUCCACAAACAAGUGGCUCACAUACACACCUCUGCUGCUCACAUACACACCUCUGCUGCUCACACACAGACCUCUGCUGCUCACACACACACCUCUGCUGCUCAAACACACACCUCUGCUGCUCAAACACACACCUCUGCUUUACACCCCACAGGUGUUACAGAUGAUCCUGUGGUUCCUCCUCUUGCUGGAGCUUUGAGCAGACUGCACCUGGAGCCUGUGCAGGAGAAGGAGGAUGUUGAUGGAGCUGCGUCGGCGUCAGGACGGGGUGAGACGGAGCAGAGCAGUAUUCUCGAUGAGUUACGACAAGUGGAGCAGCGCUGGCACACCAGCCAAAGACCUAAACAACAACAACAACAACAACAACCGCGUCUGUGGGCAUCGUCGUUCCUGACCAGUGAGAUGCUGAGCGAGGCCGGCGGGAUGCUGAUGUCCCGUGUCACGCUACACUCGCAGGUGUGUGAGUUCUGCCACGCCGUGUUCCCAGGACACACCACCACCAGGGGAGAGUUCCUCCGCCAUCUCACCACACACAUCUCCUGACACUGACUGAGAAUGAUGCGAGCACGCCCUGCGUUACAGGCCAGACUGUGACCUUUAAACACUGGAUGGUUUGUGAUCAAGAUUUUUCAUGCUGCAUGAGCCAUUUAAAUCAUUUUAUUAAACACAUUAUGUUUAUUAAAAGAACAAAUUUAUCUAAUUAAUCAAAUGUAAAAUGCUAAAUACCAAAAAGCUUAGCUAAUUACCUCAACACUUUGAGUUCUGUGUGUUUAUUUACUUACUAUCAUGUGUAUAAAUAAUAUUAUGCUGUAUUAUACUAAUGUACUGCAUUAAAGCAGCAGCGACACUA
Hemibagrus wyckioides is the source of this 1364-nucleotide messenger RNA. RefSeq lists its product as uncharacterized. The transcript has 5 exons. Lineage: Eukaryota; Metazoa; Chordata; Actinopteri; Siluriformes; Bagridae. Bases 287 to 1057 code for a protein of 256 amino acids. The record is from RefSeq and is a predicted model, not a curated record.